AUGGAAAAGGAAUUUCAGCUCGUCAAUUACGGAGUAAAGCCGCUGAAAACAAGAAGCAUAGUAGAAAUAGAACAGAAUGCGCCAGACUCGCAGGCUGUGCUGCUAAUAAACCAAACAACAGCAGUGUUCUCCAAGGGAAACAGCCUUUACAAGAAGCCGAUAGACGGAGAAGAAGCCGAAAAAGUGUUCUCUCGGUCGACGGGAACAUCCCCAAGAAUCGCCACGUGUGACUCUGUCAUAGCCCUCUACAACAGAGAGGGAAAGAUCCGCCUCAUAGACUACGAUGGAAAUAGCCUCUCUUUCAUAGACACGGGGAGCAGCGCGAUCAGAGCAGUUUCUUUUUUGUCAAAUGACGCCAUCUGUGUGGGAGGAGAGUCGUGCAGACUGCAGGUGUAUUCCACGUACGACAGCACAAGGCUAUUUGAGACCACAUUCCCAGAGUACAUCGACAGCAUAACAUCGAACGGAAAGUAUCUAGCCAUUUCGCUAGCGAGUGGAGAAAUGCACAUAUACUCGUACUUCUUCAGCCAUACGGGAGAGACAGGAAUAGCGAGCAGAAAAAAGGUAAAGCUGAUGGUACAUGAAAUAACAGCACUGCACAUGGAGAAGCCUUGUCUCCUGCAGUUUCUCAGCGGUAACUCUCUGUUCAUUGGCCUGUGCACGGGAGCAGGGUAUGUCUACAGCGUAAGUGAUGGGAACAUCACCAGUUACUCAGCUAUGCACUCCAAAGGGUUCACAAAGGCAGAGGUGCACAGUGAGUAUUUAAUGACUGCCUCUCUUGACGGAAGAAUACGCAUAUCCACGCACUCUCUGCGAGAGGUUUCUUCCCUGUACGCAGGAUCUGCCAUUCAGUCAUUCAGCGCGCUCUUCAGUACAUCAGCUGAGACACAGCAGAUCACAGGGGCACAGUAUCUCAUAGCCACUGCAACGGGAAAUGUGCUGGUGUACAGAGACAGAUGGACACCAGAGCCUGCGCAGCCAGAGAUCAUCAUACAGAAGAGCGGGCCUCAGAGCAUAAAAGAGUACAGCCAGUAUGACGCAACAGAAACGCACUCAGUUCCCAUGAAAAUGGAUGGCGGCGCAAGGAGAGGGAAGUACGAAAGGCUGAUCUUUGGCUUCCAGUACAGAAAGGCUCUGUCAGCAGCUGUUAAAACGGGAAAAGUAGAGCACAUAACAAGCAUAAUGGAGUAUCUGCACAAGGUAGACAGACUGAUAAGCUCGAUUGCGUAUCUCUUAGAUGAAGAAAUAUCGGUCAUUGCAGGCAUAUGCAUCGAUCUUCUGAGGAAUAAAGAGUUCUUUGAUCUGGCUGUAUCAGUGCUCAUGUACUGCGGUAACAUCCUGUACGGAAGAGAAACAGCAUACAACAGCUCAAUAUACGAAAUAGUUGACAGAGCAGUGCAGGAGAGUGAAGAAGAGCUUCUGACGCAGAGCGCACUGAUAGAAACAAGCGAAUACAUCAAGGGCCUGCUGGCAGCAGAGAAAUAA
This is a messenger RNA of Nematocida minor, 1485 nucleotides long. RefSeq lists its product as uncharacterized. Gene Ontology annotation, molecular function: protein binding. Lineage: Eukaryota; Fungi; Microsporidia. The record is from RefSeq and is a predicted model, not a curated record. Bases 1 to 1485 code for a protein of 494 amino acids. The transcript has a single exon.